Pyricularia pennisetigena is the source of this 1209-nucleotide messenger RNA. RefSeq lists its product as uncharacterized. Gene Ontology annotation, biological process: division septum assembly. NCBI's taxonomy places the organism in Eukaryota, Fungi, Ascomycota, Sordariomycetes, Magnaporthales, Pyriculariaceae. The transcript has 3 exons. Bases 1 to 1209 code for a protein of 402 amino acids. Gene Ontology annotation, cellular component: division septum. The record is from RefSeq and is a predicted model, not a curated record.
AUGGCUGCCUCAGUGAGGGUGUCAGGCCCGCCAAACAGUAGUUUCUUAAUAGGCUAUCCAGGAAUUUCGGCAACACUGCCGCGCAUAGAAGGAACCGUUGAAAUUAGGCCCUCACAGGGCUAUUCAAUGCCCGUCGCCAUAUCGCUGGUUAGGAUAUGUCUUCAAAGACGAGAGUCGAUACACCCGGCUGCCGACAACAUGGCCAAGAAGCACUUGGGAACACCCCGCCGUGAAACGACCGAUAUUGUUGGCAAGGAACAUCUCCUUUUCCGGUGUCCUGACGGCAAGGAAUCUGAAAAUGUUAUCGCCAUGGACCUUCCUUUCGUCCUCUUUAUCCCUUUUGGUCGCGGUGGCGAGGAGACCAACAGGAGGAUUCCUCCAGCAUCCCUACAGUUGCCUAGUCGAACUGCCGAGACAUAUUACGAGCUCAUAGUUACCGUCCAGCAAGGUGCCAGCCAUCAGAACAAGUACCAUUUCCCCCUGCCGCUCCAGAGGUACGAUACACUCUCGACGUUCGGCAUGUACAAUCGCCCCGAAUCCAAAGUUGCGACGGCGGAUAACAUUGUGACGUUGGGAAUCUCAUUGCCGCGCUGGAGCUACGGACCACUGGACCCGAUCACCGUCUACAUAAAACUUGCCCCAAAUCCAGACUGGCUGAACAAGGCCAAGCGGGUCACAAUCAACAAGAUCACUCUAAGCAUAGAGGAAGAAAUUACAUACAACCCAGAGGGUGAUGAGCCGCAGAAAAAGGUCAAUAGGAUUUCCAAGCACACGCAACCGGUCGGGACUAGGCUUCCCGAGGCAGGUUACACUACGAAUCUUGGACUCGUGUUUCCGUCGCGAGAUCUCAGAGACGCUGAAGGGGUUAUGCGCCGAGGAGAGCCAUCCAAGUUUCCAAAUCACGAGGUGACGUCGUUCACCACGACCUCGACUCUGUACAAGGUGGAGUUCUUUCUCACAAUCAAGGCAUCAAUGAGCUCCGCACGUGAUAUUACUCUCAGACAGCCUAUUGUUAUCUGCCCAAUGGACCAGCAAGCCUGUAAGGAGGAAAUCGAGGCCAUUGAGCAAGCAGCGAGGGAUGCUUCACUUGUGGAUCCAAAUCACCCAUAUACGCCAGCAAAGACUAUUGUGCUGGCUAGCCAUGAGAACUCCCUUCGGCACCUGGGUCUUUGUAUUGUGGGCGGGCAGAAGAAGCCUUUGAUCGAAUGA